Molecule: messenger RNA, 1077 nt
Organism: Dacryopinax primogenitus
Lineage: Eukaryota; Fungi; Basidiomycota; Dacrymycetes; Dacrymycetales; Dacrymycetaceae
Exons: 2
Source: RefSeq, a predicted model, not a curated record
UUCUGAUAUCCUGGUGCUGAUAUUUGAAUACCUCGAUGAUGUGCCAACUUGGGGUUCACUUGCUCGUACUUGUCGGUUGUUUCAAGAUGUUGUCAUUCCAAUCCUCUGGAAGGACCUCCCGGGUGUCAGACCGCUGUUGCAACUAUUCCAGAUCGGGCGAACGAACCCUCUGAGUAGCACAGUCUUGUCGGCGAACAUCUCUGCCUAUUCUCCCUAUGAUAAAUAUCAAUCCUUUGUCAAGAACAUCAAGAGUCAUUUCGAGGGUCCCUGGGAGAAGCACCUCGCCUCUCCUUCAUUGCGGUACAUGUCUCGAUCGGAUACCAGUGGCUCACUGUCACCCCUUCCAAGUUUAGUGCAACUCGACGUGGAAACAAACGACACAAGGGUGAUGCAGCAGAUACGAAAGGUGAUCUCGCCUUCCUUACGAUCAUUACGGUUUGUCGUGGACAUCCGGCCAACCUAUAUCUCCAUCCAAUAUAGCAAUUUCACCGAGGCAAUCAUACAAUUUCUUCAUGUGACCACUGGACGUGCUUCGAAGCUGACCAACCUGGCUGUCGAAGUACACGGCAUUCGACCGGAACCCCUCAAUGGUUAUCUGCCGUCGCUCGUAGAAGGCCUCCCGCUCUUGUCGGAAUUCAGCUGGCAGAUCCCAAUGACUCUCGAAAACCUGAAUGUCAUGCAGGCAUGGACCCAUCUUCGUACACUUCAUGUGAAUUUGGAGCUGGCUGGUCCAAAUGCCUACAUGCCCGAGACAAUUGCCCUCCCCAAUCUGCAUUCUCUCUCGAUCAGUGGCUGGCCACGAACGUUAGUUUCAGUCUUCGGAAAGCUACAUAUGCCCGUCCUGCGAAAAAUCAACUUCCCGGCGGUUCGACCAGGAGAACGAAUCGAGACUUAUGAACAACUUGUCACUGCCGUUGCACAGUCAUCUCCGCAUUUGGCAUCUUUUGAUAUGUCAGCCCCGACCCAUGUGACUGGCAGCCAGAUCCAGAGCAAAUCAGGCGAUGUUUUCAGAGCCCUGCUGCUCCAGGUACGACAACUACAACAUUUCGGCCUGCGCAACACGCUUCACCCAUUUCC